AUGACUUGGCAAGAAACACAAAAAUGCAAAGAACAACAAGACGCCAUUGCUAUAUGCAAGAAAUAUGAAAGCGAUGACGGUAUACGUAGAACUAAUGAGGGGAUGAUAGAGCUUAAACACGAGGGGGUCUGGAUAAAGGUGUGCUAUUUACACGGACAUACGUAUGGACUUGACAAAGCCCUCGCAGAUGUAGCAUGUAAACAACUUGGCUACAAGUUUGGUAUAGAAGGGGUUGGCAUGAGCAUUUUUAGAGGUCAUUAUGGAAAUUACGACAUUGACUGUGAUGGGACAGAACAAAAGCUACAGGAUUGCAAACGAUUUCGUUACGAUAAUGAGGACAAAAGAGCUUGCAUGCACAGACUAAUUGUGAUAUGUGAACCAAAAUUUAGACUUAGACAAGGAGGAGUUACAUCUGGUUUAAAAGCAGGAUUUUUGGAAAUAUCUACACCGGAAGGAUGGUUCCAAGCUUGUAAUGUACCAGCAUAUCAAGGGUGUAAAUGGCUUGGCUUGGAGACAGCUUUUGCCACAAUGAUAGAUAGCAUUGGGCAGGCACGUCCUUCCAUGUUUGUAUAUUGUGGCAAGCCAAAGAGCGAAAAACUGUCACAAUGUAGAAGUAUAAGUAGAGGGCCCACAGAAUGUCCUGAAAAUCCUCUUUGGACAUCAUGUUCAGAUGAGCCACUGAAUAGUGCUGUCUCUGAUGCUGUAAUAAAGCUUGAUGAAGGAUCAUAUGGUGAAUUAAAAGUCUAUGUUAAUGGCACGUGGUUAGCAGUGUGUAACGAUCGACAGUAUGUCAUCUAUGAAGAUUGGGCCUUUCGUCUUGCUAAAACAGUCUGCCGUCAGCUCGGCUACAACUCUAGCAAAAAAGUUGUAACAUUCAUACAAGUCCGGGGUCGCAGUCCAGUUUCUCAACUUUUUCUCUAUACGGAUAUUUCCUGUAGAGGUACCCAGGAGCAUUUGGAAGAGUGUCAACACACUAGAUGGAAAACUGGAAUGGGAAGCAUGUGCAGAAGUAUUUCAGUAUCCUGCGACAUUCCAUCUAUCAGACUGAGUGAACGAACACAUGGUGUUGUACAGCUGCGUUUUAAUGACUCUAUGUGGCUUCCUGUAUGUAAACAUUGGACCUUGGGUUAUGAAUACACAUGGGGCAGAGAGGAGUCUAGAGUCUUGUGUAAACAUCUAGGUCUUAAAAUAGGCAAUAUUUUGACGUACAGGUACAUGACAAUGUAUCCAGGAGAUCAUGUGUCCACAACCAUGAAGUGUAAAGGCUCCGAAAGUGGCUUACAUGAGUGUGAACGCUUUCUGUGGUCCCUUAGGGGACCAUCUUUCGACAAUUUCUACACUGUAUAUGUUGCAUGUGAUAUGUCCAAAGAUGUAAAAAUACAUUUGAGAGACCCGGAUGGCCCUUCUGGUAAGCCAGAGUUCCUGGAAUCGAAACUCUGUAGUGAUAAAUGGACUGAUAUUGAGGCGAGUGCUAUAUGUGAAAAUUUAGGAUUCCAACCUGAACAUGCUAUCUCUGUAUUUUAUGAACAACGUUCAGCUCGUGAUUUUUUGGGGGAUUCUUGGAAUUCAUCUUCAUUUGAAUGCAGUAAAAGCGACCAUGGUUUUGAAUGUGAGAUGAGGAAAUCUCCCCUUUGUGCCUGUGAAUAUUGUAAUAUAGGGGUACAGUGCAUGGGCCAUAAGCCAGGUAUCCAUGAAUACAUCAAGGUAAUGCCAGAGUUUCCUCACACUGGUCAAGUUGAAGUCCAUAUCCCAAAUAAGCCAAUAGGAUCUAUUUGUGCCACAGGCUGGGGUAUAAAAGAAACACAAGUUGUAUGCAGACAAGCCGGGGCAUUUAACGAAGUAAAGCAUAAACCCAUGUAUACAGGCGUUGACACAAAUAAUAUAACAGGAGGCAGAGAAAACCCAAUAUUGCUAAGUGAUGUCAAAUGUCAUGGUGAUGAAGCAAACAUUGCCGAGUGUAACUUUAAGUUUGGUGAUGAAGUGUCUUGUAUAUUUAAAGAAAGAGCCAGCGUAUUUUGUCAUCGGAUUCCGAUAUGGAUGCCUCGAUCUCCCCGGCGUGGACUGGUCAAACUUAACAUCGGACAUCAGGAAAAAGACAAAUGGCGGUGGUUAUGUGGUGAAGAUGUGGAUAAAAACACUAGAGAUGUGUUUUGCUUUUUUGUAACUUGUACAAGAAAUUCAAGCAUACUCAUUUCUCGAUACGGCGUUCCAAUUUCCAAAAUGCGUGCCUAUUUCCUUGUUUAUAAUAGGCUUAAGAAGUACAGACCUCACAAUGCAUUUCAUUGGCCUGUUGUCAAGUUAAAAUGUCUGGGUCAUGAAGUUUCUAUCGGACAGUGCGAAUUGAAAGAAAGUUACAACUGUACGCAACUAGCUGUCAUUGGCUGUCGUGGAAGCCGUUGA
Owenia fusiformis is the source of this 2400-nucleotide messenger RNA. The record is from the annotation of a GenBank genome assembly. Lineage: Eukaryota; Metazoa; Annelida; Polychaeta; Sabellida; Oweniidae.